This is a messenger RNA of Bipolaris oryzae ATCC 44560, 1329 nucleotides long. RefSeq lists its product as uncharacterized. Lineage: Eukaryota; Fungi; Ascomycota; Dothideomycetes; Pleosporales; Pleosporaceae. The record is from RefSeq and is a predicted model, not a curated record. Gene Ontology annotation, biological process: medium-chain fatty acid catabolic process; medium-chain fatty acid biosynthetic process. The transcript has a single exon. Gene Ontology annotation, molecular function: monoacylglycerol lipase activity; acetylesterase activity. The coding region runs from base 1 to 1329 and encodes 442 amino acids.
AUGUUCAACUUAUCGUGGCUGCUAGGCCACAGCAAAACCACGUACACAUCCCACCAAUCCCCUGCGACUCUAAAGACAAAGACUGGAUCGAAAACCACAUUAGAAGAGGUCGCUGCCUCCUCGAUUCCGCCAUGCCGCCUGAACCCCCUGCUCUUCAACGGCCACUUACAAACUAUGUACACAGCUAUCAAAGACCCGGGCCCACCAGUUUACUAUAAGAGACAGAUCUUCGACUCAAACCAUUCCGUCUACCCAGGCACUUUUGCCGUCGACUUCGCAGUAGAUCUGUCCGAGGGCAGCCCAAAUCCACCAGAAAGAACGCCAGAAGAAAAGGAUGAACCGCUUCCAGCUCGCACCACCAAUUUUACCAAGGAAGAAUGGGAAGGCAUUGCAAGCUCAGAUUCAAAGCCCAUGCUGGUAGCUCUUCACGGUCUCAGUGGCGGGUCCCACGAAGUCUACCUCCGCGAAACCCUCGCACCCCUUAUCGCAUCCGGUUGGGCCGCCUGCGUAGUAAACGGACGAGGCUGCGCUCUCUCCAAGAUAUCAACGCCCCAACUCUUCAACGCCCGUGCAACAUGGGACGUCCGACAAACCAUCAUCGAGCUGCGCAGCCUGUUUCCCAACCGACCACUAUACGGCGUCGGAUUCAGUCUAGGUGCAAACAUUCUGACCAACUACUGCGGCGAAGAAGGCGACAAGUGCCUCUUACGUGCAGCCGUUGCUUGCAGCAACCCCUGGAACCUCGAAGUCUGCAACACCGAACUGCAGCGCACAUACCUUGGCCUACAUGUUUACUCGCGCACCAUGGGUAAAAACCUCUUGGGUCUUUUCAAUCAGCAUCGCGAGCAGAUAUCCAAGAAUCCCGGUCUCGAUGUUGAUGCUGUAUUGCGCAGUAGAUUUCUGCACGAAUUCGACCGCCAGGUUCAGUGUCCGACAUGGGGAUAUCCGACAGAAGGCGCAUACUAUCGCGAUUCGCAAAGCGUGGAUGCGCUGCUGGCGGUUCGUAUCCCGUUCCUUGGUAUCAACGCCGAAGACGACCCAAUUUCGAACAAAGCCGGCUUGCCGUAUCAGGAAGUCAAGCAGAACCCCAAUGUGCUACUUUGCACAACAGACUGGGGUGGCCAUUUGGGAAGUUUCAUGCUGGGUGGCGGAAGGUGGUUUGCCGUUGCAACGUCCAAAUUUCUGACCAAGUUGAAUCAGGAGGUUGACUUUGAGGCAUCCAAAAGUGUGGGCGAGGGAAAUGAGGGUGUGAAUAUGGGCGGGUUGCAGGGAAAGAAAUAUCCAAUCUUUGAUCCAAACCAUCGAAGACUGAUACUACCCGAUGCGUAG